GGAUUGGUGCAUGCGCUGCAGGGGUGCAUUGCCAGGGGCAACCGCAGCUGACUGGUCUGUCCGGUGCAGGAGAGAGGACAGGACAGGUGGAGGAGAAAGGACAGGACAGGUGCUGGAGAGAGGACAGGACAGGUAACUGUGCAGAGUUUUAAACAGUCUGCGAGGAGAUGCUGGACUUCCUGCGGCUGGUCUCAGAGGCGGACAGACGGACUCUCCCUGCUCUCUCUCUGCUCUCUGAAGACGGUCGAUAUCAACUGUAUUUGGGGGGAUGUGUCCUCCUUCAUUGAACGUCAGAUGACCUUACAGAAGGGGGUUCACCUGGCAGGACUGGGCACCUUCACUUUCUCUCAGCAGAGGUUGGACAUAGGAAACAGGUUCACAAUGAUCCAAAGACCGAUCUUCCUCCUGUCAGGGAAACUAGCCCAGUCUCUUGGUUUGAAGCAGGUUCGGCCUCUGGCGGCAGCCACACACCUUCCCGUGGUGCAGCUGAACUAUGCAGCCGUGUCUCAGGAGAGCCCUUUCAGCCGAGACGUGGUGGAGGGCUGCGUCAGAGAGACUCUGCUGCUCCUCUGCAGAGCUCUGGCCUCUGAACAACAUGCCCUCCUCACCUUUCAGGGGAUCGGGGUUCUGUCCUUUAAGAACAACAAGGUGCGGAUGAAGUUCAACAGAGAUUUUAUUAACGCCAUGGACGGGACAGGUCGGCUGCUGUUAGCCUUCAACAAAAGACCUGGGAGCAGCGUGUCUUUGCUGUCCAGUGGACCGGCAUCCAGGCUUCAGCGGCCACAGACUGCUAACCCCGUCACCCUACCAAGUAUCUGCUCUCCCUGUCCAGACAACAAAGCCGGUGACAAAGACGCAUGGUGCUCGUCACCAGCUCUCCACCAAAGGAAUGCAGGAGAAGUUCCCCAACAAAGAGAAUCCAAGUCCCAUCAGCCACUGCAGCCCGCCAAGAUGAAAGCUGUCCGCCUGUCUGAAGAACCGGACCCAAAACCCCCAACAGAGGCUGCAGAAAAACCCACCGCCUUCAUCUCCCCACUAGAGGGCGCCCCAAAACUGCAGGAACCUCUUCUGAAUGUGGCCUGCUCAGGUCACACCCGGGCUGGACAGGAGCUGUGCUACCUGUGCAUGCAGCGAGCUCAGAGGAACGUUCCUGUGUACCUGAGGAAGCAGCAGGAGGCCGAGGAGAGAGCUCAGGAGAAACUCUUACUGUUGGAAGAGCAGCAGAGAGACCGACGCUUCAUGGAGGAAGAACAGAGAAAGCUGGACGAGCAGAGAGAGCACGCCAAACAGGUGGCGACGUUCAACCUGCAGGUGAAUAAAGAGAGGAAAGAACAGAGUCUGCUCCCCGUCUGUCCUACCUCGUUCAUCUUCCCGACUCGGCCCCUGACGGCAACCCGGAGGAUCCAGCAGCACCACUACAUGAGCGACCUGCAGAGCCAGAUACAGAGCCGCCGACAACACGAGGCGCAAGACCAGCACAGCCGUCUCCUCAUGGAGCGUCUAGACCAGGUCCAGCUGGUCCAGGAAUUAGCUCUGCAGAAAGCUCAGCAGCUCCAGCAGAAACAUCAGAGAACCACAUGUUACAAGAGAGCGCUGGACACUCAGGUGGGAGAUAAGAAGAGCAGCGACCCUCCUCAGUGCCAAGUUGACGGCUCAGGGUUCCCUCGCUGUGAGAUGGCAGCCAGCAACAUGGAGAACCGAGAGAGAGCGCAGAAGGUGUUUCAGGAUAACUUCAGCACCGCCACACAGAAGAAGACCGACGCACAGCACCAACACCAAGAGCAGCUGGAGGAGGAGAAGGAAAUGCUCCAACACAACAGGAUGGAGUUCAUUUUGGGUCGUAUUAACCGCUCUGAGCAGCAGCGGGACGUCAGCAGGUCGCUGGAGGACGACUGGAGUCGCUGUGUGAGGCUGAAACACGACAGAGAGGAGGAGGAGAAGCGCUUCCUGAGGUCUGCUGGAGAGCUGCUGGUGGAUAAGCUGUCCGAGUUCAGGCGCUGCUGUCAGUGUAAGAGGAGGACGACUAACUGUGGAGAGAGCAACAUCUGGAAAGACUCUCGUUACCUCUCCGGCUCUCAGUUCAUGAUCUGAUGAGCUGAGAUCUUAAACCCUCACAGCACCUGGACCGGAUCCUCUGAUGGCGGGUGGAGCAGGGAACUGGAUGUGACCGUGGGAUCAGAUGUUCUUCAGACCGUCGGUGUCUGGACUUCAUGAUUGUGGUGUUUUGUUUUCCUUUGACAGAAAGCGUUUAGUGGGAUGUGUUUGUUCAGGAUGUGACACACUCAAUAAAACGAUCUUGUUCCUCCCUCUGACUCUAA
This is a messenger RNA of Notolabrus celidotus (New Zealand spotty), 2318 nucleotides long. Its product is annotated as coiled-coil domain-containing protein 81-like. Gene Ontology annotation, cellular component: centrosome. Lineage: Eukaryota; Metazoa; Chordata; Actinopteri; Labriformes; Labridae. The record is from RefSeq and is a predicted model, not a curated record. The transcript has 16 exons. The coding region runs from base 295 to 2091 and encodes 598 amino acids.